AUGGAUUCAUCGUUACAACGUGAUCUUGUUUAUAUUGAUAAAAGCCCAUCUUCAUUAUCACCGACGACUCAUGUACAAUUAGUGGAAAGUUCAAAACGUCCAUUUGGUCAUGAAAUUGUUAAUACACGUAACGAUGUUGUUUCCGAUCCAAUGGAUUUAGUUAAUUUAGCUCGUCAAAUUGAAACAUGUGAUCAAUUUAUACGAGCAAAUGUUUCAAAUCGUUUACAAGUAAUUGUUAAUCAAAUGAAUUUUUUACGAGAUGAAGCACAACGUAUUAUGGAUAAAGCAAAACGAGAUGAUGAAUUAAAUCAUUGUGCAUGUAACUUAGUACGAAAACCUGGACAAAUAUAUUAUUAUUAUCAGCGUGAUAGUGGUCAAAAAUAUAUGUCAAUUAUGGGACCAUCCGAUUGGUUGACAUCAUCUAAUAAAUGUCCACAUAAAUUUUUAGGAGCCUAUCUCUUGGAAUUUGAUAAUUCUUGGACAAAAAUUGCAACAGAAUUUGAUGAAGAUAUCGGAGAUAAUAUAAAUAACAGAGAUGUAAAAGAUGGUCGAAAAAUGAUUGAAUUUUUAAUUAAAAGUUAA
Messenger RNA from Didymodactylos carnosus, 582 nucleotides. The record is from the annotation of a GenBank genome assembly. Lineage: Eukaryota; Metazoa; Rotifera; Eurotatoria; Philodinida; Philodinidae.